Messenger RNA from Dromiciops gliroides (monito del monte), 3751 nucleotides. It is a transcript of the gene PRPSAP1, whose product is annotated as phosphoribosyl pyrophosphate synthetase associated protein 1. The coding region runs from base 295 to 1452 and encodes 385 amino acids. Gene Ontology annotation, molecular function: magnesium ion binding; ribose phosphate diphosphokinase activity. The transcript has 10 exons. Lineage: Eukaryota; Metazoa; Chordata; Mammalia; Microbiotheria; Microbiotheriidae. Gene Ontology annotation, biological process: 5-phosphoribose 1-diphosphate biosynthetic process; purine nucleotide biosynthetic process. The record is from RefSeq and is a predicted model, not a curated record. Gene Ontology annotation, cellular component: ribose phosphate diphosphokinase complex; cytoplasm.
GAGGCGAGGGAGGAAGACGCUCUAGCCAAUCCUCUCAGAUAACAAGAUGGGGCGGAGCCUAGCUCCUUCCGAGUAGUCGGAACCUGCGGGGCAGACGGUUAUUAGGGCCACGAAGGCUGCGGGGGAGGUCCGAGAUUUGCUGGGGGGGUACGGACGAAGACCUCCGUCUCCUCCCUUCCUGUUCCGACCUCGCGCCCUUCCCUUCACUGCGUUAGUUCUUCGGGCGGAUGCGGCCUCGGUCUCGGCCUCAGUAGUGCUUGCCGCCUCCCCGCGCAGUGUGCGCCGGGCCGGACGAUGCCCAAGAAGUUGUUACUGGUGCCUCCGCUGUCCGUGUCCUCAACCUUUCGCGCCUUAAGAGCCCGACCUGCUGCCUUCCCAACCAUGAACGCCGCCCGUACGGGAUACCGGGUCUUCUCGGCCAACUCCACCGCCGCCUGCACCGAGCUGGCCAAGCGCAUCACCGAGCGUCUUGGUGCUGAGUUGGGAAAGUCUGUUGUGUACCAGGAGACAAAUGGAGAAACAAGAGUUGAAAUAAAAGAAUCUGUCCGUGGUCAAGAUAUCUUCAUUAUACAGACAAUACCAAGAGAUGUGAACACGGCUGUUAUGGAGUUACUGAUCAUGGCCUACGCGCUGAAGACUGCCUGUGCCAGAAAUAUUAUUGGAGUCAUCCCUUACUUUCCCUACAGCAAACAAAGCAAAAUGAGAAAGAGAGGUUCCAUUGUGUGCAAGCUCCUAGCUUCUAUGUUAGCCAAAGCAGGUUUAACACACAUUAUAACUAUGGACCUUCAUCAAAAGGAAAUACAAGGCUUUUUCAGCUUUCCUGUGGACAACCUUAGAGCAUCACCUUUCCUACUUCAGUAUAUCCAAGAAGAAAUUCCAAAUUACAGAAAUGCAGUCAUUGUAGCCAAAUCUCCUGAUGCUGCAAAAAGGGCCCAAUCAUAUGCUGAGAGACUUCGCCUGGGUUUAGCUGUAAUACAUGGAGAAGCACAGUGUACAGAGCUCGACAUGGAUGAUGGGCGUCAUUCUCCUCCAAUGGUCAAAAAUGCCACUGUACACCCUGGUCUUGAGUUGCCUUUGAUGAUGGCCAAAGAAAAACCACCAAUCACUGUAGUCGGAGAUGUUGGAGGGCGGAUUGCCAUCAUUGUGGAUGACAUCAUUGAUGAUGUGGAAAGUUUUGUUGCUGCUGCUGAGAUACUCAAGGAGCGAGGUGCCUACAAGAUUUAUGUCAUGGCCACUCAUGGCAUCUUGUCUGCAGAUGCGCCCCGCCUGAUUGAGGAAUCAUCCAUUGAUGAAGUGGUGGUGACCAACACAGUUCCUCAUGAAGUACAGAAGCUGCAGUGUCCCAAGAUAAAGACUGUCGAUAUCAGUUUGAUUCUUUCAGAAGCAAUACGGAGAAUCCACAAUGGGGAAUCUAUGGCUUACCUAUUUAGAAACAUUACUGUAGAUGACUAGAAUCCAAACUUGCUUUUGUUCUGGGGAUUUGGAGGGAAAAAGGCUUGGCCAUCAGUUAUGUACAUCAAAUGUUUCUUUGUGGGGAGGAGAGUGCUGGAGGUUUCUUGGGGUGAUGGUGGAGAAGCAAAAGAAAAUUAAAUUGAGCAGUGUUUAUACCAGAAACUUUCUUUUGCCAUAUGGAGAAGCAUUGUGACAGAGAUGGUGUAAAAGGAAUGAGCAGGCUGAAGGCUCUCCUACCAAUCCAGUUCUUUUUUUUAUCAAAACCAUCGUGCUCAUUGUAAAUGAAUCCAUUUCAAAGACUUACCAGGAACUGUUUCAUAACCCAACUAAUUCAUUUCUUGGAAAAUGGAUUUGUUACAUUGUAACUGCUUCUGUAAAUGGAAUGCUUACCUGUAGUGUUUACCAAACACUACAAAUAUGUUUCCUCAAGAAAGGAGUAAACAUUCUGUCAUUUAAGCAAGAAUGUGAUAUUUCGUGGGGCCAAAUAUAGUUUAAUUAUGGGGUAAGAAAUAGUAGUGGUAUCAGGAGUGGGCUAUCCAUACAUACUAUGUAUCUGGCCACCUAUGUGUACAGGUUUUUUUUAAGUUGCAGAUUAAAUAACUUGAUCUUUAACCCCGCUCUGCCUUACACCGCAGAAGCAUGUCUUGCACCCCCUUUGCCCCUCCCUCUCCUUUUUACAUCUGCCCUUCCCAUCCUACUAUAUGAAUGAGGUUGUUGUGUGUAUGAUGAGUAGUUGGGACUAAAAGAAAUUGCAAAUUACAUGACAGUUUCAACUUAAAAUCUCUUAGCUCACAAUGACUGGGUGGUACAGUGUAAAAAGAAUAUUCAUGCUUUUGCCUGUCCUAACUGAUCUCAUCCCUUCCAUUCGUCUGUUGGGAGGUGAGUGUGGCCUUACUCCUAAGCAGCCACUGACCUAGAAUUCAUUGUUUCAUUCAUAUUUAAGGGUUAAAAAGCAUAAAUGGAUUACUGUGCAGAUGAAUUUCUUCUUGAAGGUUUUCUAUCUUCAAGUUUCCAACCCCCCAGAUAAAACUUUUUAGCCAGUUUCAUUUAGUUCUUCCGCAGUUGCCUUAUACUGCUGAUCCGGAUUGUCUUGGAAAUAGAAUUUUGGUUGGAAAGACCCUAAGGAUUUAGGAAAAGCAAUAUAGUUUAAAUGGAGCCAAGCCCUAGGUCAGGUAGCCCUUUAGAGGGCAACUAUUUGUGUAACAUUGACGAUGAUAUUUUACCCCCUGAACGAAUCCAUUUCCUCCACUGUAGGACAGGAAUGUAUGGCCCGAGGUCUGUUCAGCUUCUAGAAUCUAUUGGCCUCUUGACCAGUUAUGAAAUUUUUCAUUUGAUUCUUAUACUUUGUGGUAAACAUUCUUCAUUGGAAGUUUCUUUGUGGCCAAAAUGUAUUAUUUCUCCACUUUUGUCAGUUUGAUGUCUGGAAGGCUGGCUUCAGUAAUUCUGGAGAAUAAUUCUCUGAACUGAAUGAACUGGUUUAGCGAUGCUCUGUCCUAGGAAUCUGCUAGGGUGUAGAGAGGGGUUUUUUAUGUUAAAAUAAAAUUUUAAAACUGCAAUGGAGCAUGAUCCCUCAGUUUUCUUUGACUUUUCAAUUCAAGCCAAUCAGAAGCUGCUCCCAUUUUAAUAUUAAUGAAGUCAGCUAUGUUGAAUGAUGAGAAUUAUUAGUCUUUGAGUUGACAUGUUCUGGCUCACCAAAGUAGUGCAAAGUUCCUUUAAAUAAUGAGCUCCAGCUGCAUUUUAAGUAGAUUGGGUUUUCUCUUUCUGCAAUAGGUUUUAGCAAUACAGUAUACAAUUGGAUUGGGAGGAAAAAACGGUUCUACUCCCACCUACCACUUAAUACCUUUUUGACCUUCCAGCAAGUCACAACUUUACCUUGAGUUUUCUCAUUUGCAAAGUGAAGGGAUUGGACUAGAUUUUUAAGGGCCUUUCCAACUAUGGUCCAAUUGAACUGUGAAUGGUCAGGCCAGGAAUGCCAAGUUUUAUCUUUCUAAUUAGCACAAUUGGAACUUGACUAAAUUGCAUCUUUGAUUUUAGAGAAAUGGGUCAAUGUAGCGGGGGAAAAAAAGCUUGCCAGAUAGAGCGCUUUCAAGAUUGUAGGUAUUUACUACUUCUCUACCUCCAUAGUGAAACACACUCCACGUAGCUGCCGUGCCCCCCCCCCCAAAAAAAAGCAGGGGCUAUGGGCCCCUCUUGCAGUCUGAUGAAGUCGGGGAUGGAGUGGAGGGAGCUUUAGAAUAAUGUUUCUAAAUGCAUAAAACAAAAACAAAAUUACAAAAUAAAACAAUUAUGAGAUGCAGUU